AUGGAGUCUUCUUUUCAUAUCCGGCUGUUUCUUCUCGGGGUUCUUUUUCAUGAUGUUUCGAUAGCAGAUGGACAAACAGUUCAACUAUUGGGAGGUUUUUCUGAAAGUUCCGGUCGCGUGCAGGUGUUAUAUUCCGGACAGUGGGGGACUGUUUGUGACGACUACUGGGAUAACAAGGACGCCAAAGUGGUCUGUCGCAUGCUUGGAUACAGCCAUGGAUCUGCGUAUAAAUAUUCUGUAUUCGGAGAGGGGUCAGGUCUGAUCUGGAUGUCGGAUGUUGGGUGUACCGGGUCUGAAUCCAGCAUAUUUGAUUGUCCUUUUCCUGGCUGGGGUAAAUCGACAUGUACACAUAAAGACGAUGCUGGUGUAGUUUGCUUUAAUGACACAGAUCACACAGAGGUAGCCGUACGCCUAGUAGAGAGGGAAGGAUAUUACAACAGUUCAGGGCGUGUUGAAGUGUAUUAUGACGGACACUGGGGCUACAUUGGCCCUCGAAACUGGGACAACAAGGAUGCACAAGUUGUGUGUAGGACGCUUGGAUACAGCUUUGGCCACUCUGCAUCGACAUUUACAUUAUACCACGAAACUAACAACCGAAAGCAACCGACUUGGAUGGAUUAUGUGCAAUGUAACGGAUCAGAGAGCAGUAUAGCUGACUGCCCAUUUGGGGGAUGGGGAGAAUUUUCUUCGUACUAUAGUUCUAACUAUCAAUCAACUGUCUUUGUGGCUUGCACAACACAAAAAGAUGUGGCCGAGUUCGAUCUGAGGCUGAUGGAAGGAUUUUCUAACACUUCUGGCCGCGUAGAGGUAUUCUAUGAUGGACAGUGGGGAACAGUAUGUAGCAGUGGCUGGGGCUAUGGAGACGCACAAGUGGCCUGUCGGAUGCUAGGAUACAGUAAUACUGUAAACUACGGCACUGCAGGCUUUCCUCGUGGUACGGGAGUGGUGUGGAUGAAAUCACUUGGAUGUUCUGGGUCGGAAUCAACGUUAUACGAUUGUGACUUUGAUGGAUGGGGAUCCACCUGUUCGCACUCUUCUGAUGUUGGUGUAUUUUGUUUUAACGAUACAGACAAUUCUGAAGUGGCGGUACGUUUGGUGGAGGUAGAAGGAUACCACAACAGAUCUGGCAGAGUAGAAGUUUACCAUGCUGGUCUCUGGGGUUAUAUCGGGUAUUACAACUGGAACGAUAAAGAUGCUGAUGUUGUAUGCAGGAUGCUUGGAUACAAGACCGGGAAAGGAGACGGGAUUUACAAUUAUUUAGAUCGUAACAACGUACAACAUCCAACAUGGAUGAACAACGUCCGGUGUAAUGGCAAUGAAACUACUAUCGCCGACUGUCUAUUUGAAGGAUGGGGAUCAUCGUAUGUCAGUAGUUCAUUCCGAUCUGCUUUUGUGUCCUGCUUGAGUGAUAGUGAUGUGGCCGAGUUCGAUCUGAGGCUGAUGGAAGGAUUUUCUAACACUUCUGGCCGCGUGGAGGUAUUCUAUGAUGGACAGUGGGGAACAGUAUGUAGCAGUGGCUGGGGCUAUGGAGACGCACAAGUGGCCUGUCGGAUGCUAGGAUACAGUAAUACUGUAAACUACGGCACUGCAGGCUUUCCUCGUGGUACGGGAGUGGUGUGGAUGAAAUCACUUGGAUGUUCUGGGUCGGAAUCAACGUUAUACGAUUGUGACUUUGAUGGAUGGGGAUCCACCUGUUCGCACUCUUCUGAUGUUGGUGUAUUUUGUUUUAACGAUACAGACAAUUCUGAAGUGGCGGUACGUUUGGUGGAGGUAGAAGGAUACCACAACAGAUCUGGCAGAGUAGAAGUUUACCAUGCUGGUCUCUGGGGUUAUAUCGGGUAUUACAACUGGAACGAUAAAGAUGCUGAUGUUGUAUGCAGGAUGCUUGGAUACAAGACCGGGAAAGGAGACUGGAUUUACAAUUAUUUAGAUCGUAACAACGUACAACAUCCAACAUGGAUGAACAACGUCCGGUGUAAUGGCAAUGAAACUACUAUCGCCGACUGUCUAUUUGAAGGAUGGGGACCAUCGUAUGUCAGUAGUUCAUUCCGAUCUGCUUUUGUGUCCUGCUUGAGUGAUAGUGAUGUGGCCGAGUUCGAUCUGAGGCUGAUGGAAGGAUUUUCUAACACUUCUGGCCGCGUGGAGGUAUUCUAUGAUGGACAGUGGGGAACAGUAUGUAGCAGUGGCUGGGGCUAUGGAGACGCACAAGUGGCCUGUCGGAUGCUAGGAUACAGUAAUACUGUAAACUACGGCACUGCAGGCUUUCCUCGUGGUACGGGAGUGGUGUGGAUGAAAUCACUUGGAUGUUCUGGGUCGGAAUCAACGUUAUACGAUUGUGACUUUGAUGGAUGGGGAUCCACCUGUUCGCACUCUUCUGAUGUUGGUGUAUUUUGCUUUAACGAUACAGACAAUUCUGAAGUGGCGGUACGUUUGGUGGAGGUAGAAGGAUACCACAACAGAUCUGGCAGAGUAGAAGUUUACCAUGCUGGUCUCUGGGGUUAUAUCGGGUAUUACAACUGGAACGAUAAAGAUGCUGAUGUUGUAUGCAGGAUGCUUGGAUACAAGACCGGGAAAGGAGACUGGAUUUACAAUUAUUUAGAUCGUAACAACGUACAACAUCCAACAUGGAUGAACAACGUCCGGUGUAAUGGCAAUGAAACUACUAUCGCCGACUGUCUAUUUGAAGGAUGGGGAUCAUCGUAUGUCAGUAGUUCAUUCGGAUCUGCUUUUGUGUCCUGCUUGAGUGAUAGUGAUGUGGCCGAGUUCGAUCUGAGGCUGAUGGAAGGAUUUUCUAACACUUCUGGCCGCGUGGAGGUAUUCUAUGAUGGACAGUGGGGAACAGUAUGUAGCAGUGGCUGGGGCUAUGGAGACGCACAAGUGGCCUGUCGGAUGCUAGGAUACAGUAAUACUGUAAACUACGGCACUGCAGGCUUUCCUCGUGGUACGGGAGUGGUGUGGAUGAAAUCACUUGGAUGUUCUGGGUCGGAAUCAACGUUAUACGAUUGUGACUUUGAUGGAUGGGGAUCCACCUGUUCGCACUCUUCUGAUGUUGGUGUAUUUUGUUUUAACGAUACAGACAAUUCUGAAGUGGCGGUACGUUUGGUGGAGGUAGAAGGAUACCACAACAGAUCUGGCAGAGUAGAAGUUUACCAUGCUGGUCUCUGGGGUUAUAUCGGGUAUUACAACUGGAACGAUAAAGAUGCUGAUGUUGUAUGCAGGAUGCUUGGAUACAAGACCGGGAAAGGAGACUGGAUUUACAAUUAUUUAGAUCGUAACAACGUACAACAUCCAACAUGGAUGAACAACGUCCGGUGUAAUGGCAAUGAAACUACUAUCGCCGACUGUCUAUUUGAAGGAUGGGGAUCAUCGUAUGUCAGUAGUUCAUUCCGAUCUGCUUUUGUGUCCUGCUUGAGUGAUAGUGAUGUGGCCGAGUUCGAUCUGAGGCUGAUGGAAGGAUUUUCUAACACUUCUGGCCGCGUGGAGGUAUUCUAUGAUGGACAGUGGGGAACAGUAUGUAGCAGUGGCUGGGGCUAUGGAGACGCACAAGUGGCCUGUCGGAUGCUAGGAUACAGUAAUACUGUAAACUACGGCACUGCAGGCUUUCCUCGUGGUACGGGAGUGGUGUGGAUGAAAUCACUUGGAUGUUCUGGGUCGGAAUCAACGUUAUACGAUUGUGACUUUGAUGGAUGGGGAUCCACCUGUUCGCACUCUUCUGAUGUUGGUGUAUUUUGUUUUAACGAUACAGACAAUUCUGAAGUGGCGGUACGUUUGGUGGAGGUAGAAGGAUACCACAACAGAUCUGGCAGAGUUGAAGUUUACCAUGCUGGUCUCUGGGGUUAUAUCGGGUAUCAAAACUGGAACGAUAAAGAUGCUGAUGUUGCAUGCAGGAUGCUUGGAUACAGGACCGGGAAAGGAGACUGGAUUUAUUACGAUAUAGAUUAUAACAACGUACAACAUCCAACAUGGAUGCAAAACGUCCGAUGUAAUGGCAAUGAAACUACUAUCGCCGACUGUCUAUUUGAAGGAUGGGGAUCAUCGUAUAUCAGUAGUGCAUUCCGAUCUGCUUUUGUGUCCUGCUUGAGCGAUAGUGACAUCGAAGAACAUGCCGUUCGGUUGGUGGGAGGAUUUUCCAACAGCUCUGGUCGUGUGGAGGUGUUCUUUGCAGGAGAGUGGGGAGCUGUAUGUGACCGGUCCUGGGACAAUAAUGAUGCACAGGUUGUCUGUCGGAUGCUUGGGUUCAGGUAUGGGUCAGGUUAUCGAUAUGCUGUGUUUGGCAAGGGAAGUGGAAUUACAUGGAUGAGUGACGUCGGCUGUUCUGGCUCGGAGACCCAACUGUUGCAAUGUCCGUAUGAUGGAUUUGGGUCUACAUGUUCCCACUCCUACGAUGUUGGUGUUGUCUGCUUUAAUGACUCGGAUAUUUCAGACAUAAAAUUUCGCUUGGUGGAAGUGGAGGGAUAUAACAAGAGUUCUGGACGAAUUGAGGUUUUCUACGGGGGUUACUGGGGCUUCGUAGGAUCAUAUCAAUGGCAAGUGAACGAUGCCCAUGUUGCUUGCAGGAUGUUCGGAUACAGCACUGGUUCAGCGCAUAAUUACCUGUACCGAUUCGAGGGAACUGAACGUCCUAAGCCCACCUGGAUGGAUUCUGUAGAAUGUGUCGGAGUAGAAACAAGUUUGGCCCAAUGUGUCUUUGCUGGCUGGGGAGUGUACUCGGGAGCUGCAUCCUCUUAUCAGAACAGCGCGUUCGUGAAAUGCACAGGACUACUUGAAACAACCACGAUACCUAUAACCACAACAGCCCCGGUUACUACAACGACCCUUGGUCCCAGUUCCACAACCUAUAACACACAGAGUGAAAUUCGGUUGGUCAAUGGGUUUUCCAUCACCUCUGGUCGCGUGGAAGUGUUUCACGGUGAUCAGUGGGGAACUGUUUGCGAUGACGUAUGGGAUAGUGACGAUGCUAAAGUUGUCUGUAGGAUGCUUGGUUACAGUCACGGUUCUCCAUAUACACAUGCAGCGUUUGGACAAGGUACCGACCCAGUGUUAAUUCAAAAUGUUGAGUGUUCCGGUACUGAAUCAAAGCUGGAUGAAUGUCGUUUGAAUACCACGGGUUCCUCCUGUGACCACACUGAAGAUGUUGGUGUUGUUUGUUUUGAUUCUACAGGAUGCCUGGAAAGGGAGAAUUUCGGUGUGUUGUUUGUUCUAAGAGAACAAAACCUGGGGACAGGCGCUUCACUAAAGAAACUGGUGGUAAUAUCUCGUGACGCGAAAUACGACCUCUUCCUGCGAAAAGGGGUUUUAGUUCCGUUCGGAGCAAGAUGUUGUAGUCAUCAUAUCGAGGAUGGUCUAUUGCAAAAUGAUGCUUGUGAAAACAUUGCUAUAAAAAGUGACCUAUCUUCUCUUAAUCGUACUGAAAUAGUGGCAUUGAUUUCUAAGAUUAGAGAUGUAGCAAAUACACAGCAAAGCAAACGCAUUGACUUUGACUCACCGCAUGCCCUUUCGAAUGAAGAUUUCAUUACACUAACUGGACUAUGUACACAGCAUUUUAACGAUUUGUGUACUCACUGUGCUGGUUCUGUGCGAUCUUCAAAGAAUAGGAGCAUUAAAUCUUGUGUCGGCAUCUUUCUUACUAAACUAAAAAGUGGCAUGUCAAAUAAAGUCCUAUCAACAGUUUUUAACAUUGGAAAAGAUUCUAUUCGACGUGCAGUAACAUCGGCAAGAGUUGCACUAGCGAAAGACUUUGUUCCAUCAAAUUUGGGAUUUCAGCAUGUUAGUCGACAAGAUAUUAUACUGAAACACACAAGACCACUCGCCCAAACAUUGUUUGGAGGACUUAUGGAACCAGCCAUUCUUGUAAUUGAUGGCACCUACAUUUAUAUACAAAAGAGUGGCCAAUUUAUGUUCCAAAGGAGGAGUUACAGCAUGCAUAAGCACCGGCCGUUGGUAAAACCUAUGAUAUUUGUCACCACAACAGGUUACAUAGUGUCCGUGUUAGGUCCCUAUUUUGCCGAUUCCAAAAACAAUGAUGCCAGCAUCCUGAAUCAGAUUUUAAAUUCCAACAUUCAAGAAAUCAAGGAGUGGAUUCAGGAAAAUGAUGUGUUUGUGUUUGACAGAGGCUUUAGAGAUUCCAUGGACCUCCUACAACAGCUAGGAAUACAAACAGAGAUGCCUUCUUUUUCCAAGCAAAGGAAACAGCACACUACCGGAGAAAGCAACGCUUCCAGGCUUGUUACUAAAAUAAGAUGGGUCGUUGAGGCUGUGAAUGGACGGUUAAAAACCUGGAAAUAUUUGGAUCGUGUGUUGCCAAACUCACAGAUUCCAUACAUAGGCGAUAUUGUCAGGAUUGUGUGUGCAAUCUUCAACAAGUUCGAAGAAGACCUGCGGAAUUUGACACUGGGAGUGUAUCAGCUCAAACUGGCACGGUCCUACACACAGGAACAUAUGAGCGAAACGGGAGGAUAUGAAGUAUCUAUCUGUAAAGUAGAUGCUAAUCUGAUCAAUGCCAAGAUACAGAGCCGACAUUUUUCCUCAAAACUUUACCAAUUGUGGGUAUCAUUUGAUGAUUGUAAUGUGCAAGGAUGGUACUGUACAUGCCGUGCUGGGGCGAGGGUGGUUGGGACUUGCUCCCAUGUUGCAUCCAUCUUAUGGUAUAUGGGAUUUGCACGUCAUUUAGACAAGUCCUUUGACUUUAGUAAGGACUGGACACAAUAUUUACAAGAUGCCAGUUAUACACCAGACCCAAUCAGUAUUGAUGAGAGUGAUGAUGAAGAUACCACAUCUGUGGAGGUGAGACUUGUGGACAUGUCUGCUGAUGGACAGGGGCGGGUGGAAGUGUACUUCUCCGGGUACUGGGGGUACGUUGGGGGCUGGUACUGGGACGAUAAGGACGCCAGAGUGGCAUGUCGGAUGCUUGGAUACAAAGCGGGCAUUGCAAACACGGUGAGUCAUGAGUUUGGAUUGUACAACCGUCAGCAACCGACCUGGAUGGAUUUAUGCCAGUGCACAGGUACAGAAUUGACCAUUGUUGACUGUCCGUUUGGUGGCUUUGGGGUAUUUCGAGGAAGUAGUAGUCGCGACCAGUACACGGCAGCAGUUACCUGUGUGAAUAGUAAGUAGUCGUCAGGAUUCUUAAAUUUCAACUCUGUUAAAAUGUAUAGUCGUAAACGAAUCUGCAUUCUGCAAUGGAAUACAAUGAUUUUUUCGGGGUUUGAUAUCAUGGUUUAGAUGGAAUAACAGUUAAUGACACAUCUUAAUACCAACAUCGAGACCAAGAAUUUAAUGCACCGUUUGAACGUACCUUAUGAUUUUGCAAUGCAUU
Ylistrum balloti is the source of this 7315-nucleotide messenger RNA. Its product is annotated as scavenger receptor cysteine-rich type 1 protein M160-like. The coding region runs from base 1 to 7113 and encodes 2370 amino acids. The record is from RefSeq and is a predicted model, not a curated record. The transcript is spliced from 37 exons. NCBI's taxonomy places the organism in Eukaryota, Metazoa, Mollusca, Bivalvia, Pectinida, Pectinidae. Gene Ontology annotation, cellular component: membrane. Gene Ontology annotation, molecular function: zinc ion binding.